Molecule: messenger RNA, 1443 nt
Organism: Oldenlandia corymbosa var. corymbosa
Lineage: Eukaryota; Viridiplantae; Streptophyta; Magnoliopsida; Gentianales; Rubiaceae
Source: the annotation of a GenBank genome assembly
AUGUCGCUGGAUAAUUUCACAGAUUUGCCUUCUGGAUUGAAACCAGAGGAUCCUUUCCCGGAAUGGCUAAACAGUGCAGACAAUGCAUGGGAGCUAACAGCAGCAGCCAUGGUUGGGCUACAAAGUGUUCCGGGUCUAGUUAUACUCUACGGCAGUAUGGUUAAGAAGAAAUGGGCUGUGAAUUCUGCUUUCAUGGCCCUUUACGCCUUUGCUGCGGUUUUGAUUUGUUGGGUCCUUUGGGGGCAUCGUAUGGCUUUUGGGGAUGAUCUGGGAGGGAUUUUAGGCAGGCCUCAUCAGGCCUUAACCGAUGGAUAUUUGUUAGAUCAGUAUAAAGAAGAGUAUUUCUUGCCCAAUGCUGAUUAUGUUUUCUACCAGUUUGCUUUUGCUGCCAUUACUUUGAUCCUGCUGGCGGGUUCAUUGCUUGGCAGGAUGAAUUUUUAUGCCUGGAUUUUGUUCGUUCCACUAUGGUUAACUUUCUCUUAUACUGUUGGAGCUCACACCAUUUGGGGCUCUGGCUUUCUUGAUAAGCCUGGAAUUCUUGGUAAGCGAGGGAUUAUUGACUUCUCUGGUGGCUAUGUUAUUCACUUGUCUUCUGGUGUAGCUGGUUUUACCGCGGCUUAUUGGGUAGGGCCGAGGAAUGAGAAUGAUCGGCACCAUUUCCCACCCAACAACAUCAUUACUGUAUUAGGAGGUGCUGGAUUUUUGUGGAUGGGAUGGAGCGGUUUCAAUGGCGGAUCGCCAAUGGCUGCAGGUCUCAUUGCAUCACUAGCUAUCCUUAAUACCCAUCUCUGCACUGCUACCAGUGUCCUGGUAUGGCUCUCCAUGGACAUGAUUUACUACAAGAAAAGCUCUGUGAUUGGAGCUGUUCAGGGAAUGAUGACCGGGCUUGUUUGCAUCACCCCUGCAGCAGGAAUUGUUGAUACAUGGGCUGCCAUGCUAAUGGGGGCACUGUCUGGCUCAAUUCCAUGGUAUACCAUGAUGGUUUUGCACAAGAAAUCGGCUUUUUUCCAGAAGGUGGAUGAUACAUUAGGUGUUUUCCAUAGUCACGCGGUGGCUGGUGCCUUGGGAGGACUUUGCUCGGGAAUCUUUGGAAAGCCAGAUCUUCUUAAAGAUUUCUAUGGCGUUGACAGUGGUAUCAGUUAUGGUCCUGGAUUACUGUAUGGCGUGAUUGAAGGGCAGAAGUUGGAAGGUCUCUACCAAGUAGUGUAUCAGCUAGGAGGGGCAGCGUUUAUUACUCUCUGGAAUGUUGUUGUCACGAGCUUAAUCUGCAUUCUGAUAAAUGUCAUGGUGAAUCUUCGGAUGGAUGAAGAAGAUCUUGAAAUAGGCGACGAUGCAGUUCAUGGAGAGGAAGCAUAUGCUUUGUGGGGGGAUGGGGAGAGGGAUCCUCCCCCUCUUCGGUUUCACAUGACCCCCAAAAUUCCCGCCUUCUGUCGACGCCGCUAA